AUGAGUGUCCCUUGGAAAGACCGUGACGCCCCUCCAGCCUAUGCGGGACAGACGCCUGAUCCUAUUAGCGCCGAGAUAGACCUCCCGCCCCCCGCGUACGCACUCCCGAAGACAUACAAGAUUGGGGAAAAGAAGACGGACCGGCCCCUCGUAGACAUCUAUCAGCUGAAACUACACUUGCGGCUACUCCGGGCCUUCCACGAUCUGAGAAUAUCUGUGCAGAAUGUCGAUUCCACCAGUCUACCCCUUGGAGUAGAGAAGCUAAACAGAAGCGAGCGGUGGUCUUGGUUCCUCCACCUCGCUGUAGAACGGUUCGAGCGCUGGGUAUUAUCGCUCCCUGGUUCGUAUGGUUCCUCGACGUGGGCAGUGUCUCACGCACCUCCGCUCGACGUCCUGCUCGUAUGGCAUACUUAUAUGCUAAAUCCUACAUGGUAUGCAGAAGACGGCAUACGCACUCCUGAGGUUGCAGCCCUCCCGAGGUCUGCAAAUACUCCCCUGCAACUCCUGAUUCAAUUUGGGGACUUACGAACCUAUCAACCCUCCGCCGCUCGAAUAGCUUCAUGGCGGGAUAGUACAUGGACGCCCUUCGACCCCUUGGAGGCUAUGUCACAGCUCCGGGACAAGCCCGUAGUAUGUCCGCGCUGCCUCGCCGGCCUCCUCGUGCCGUUUUUCCAGGACGACGGAUGCGGGUACGCCCAGCAGGGUUUCAAGACCGCGUGUCCAUAUUGUACGCUCGCUAUCACGAAGGAAACGCUGGGGGUCGCUAAGCUCGCGCGCGACCUCGCGCGGCGGCUCGAGCCCGUGCAAGUGGAUGGUGCGAGGAUCCUCCCGAGGCAGUACCUCGCGGGGACGGUAUACACGCCUCACAACGCUACGAAUGUCAUACGCGCGAAGCGGUUGCAGGAGUCGUUCCUACGCGCACCGGGCGUGACGUCCCUCAAACUGGACAGCAUAGCCGAGCAGUCCGACCGGGCGAAGGCAAUCCAGGAGAAGGCGCAGUAUUCGUUCGGCGAAGCGAUGAUAUUCGGGGGCAGGGGUUCUGCUGUCGGGGAGAACCUCCGCAGAAGGGUUAUGAGCGCGUAUUCUGAUGACAGGAUCUUCUCCGUCGAGCUCGUGGGUGCGGUUCUGCGGCAAGAGUCGUUCAUCGACAAGAUGGUCGCCCUCGGGUGGACGGACCUGGCGUACUUCGAUUCGGAGCAGGACGAGCUUGCGCUGCACCAUGCCGUUGCGCGGUAUCAUGCGUUCUUGGAUCUAUUGGCCACUCCUCCGGAGAACUUCUAUGUCCCGACGUUGGACAUUGACCUUGCGUGGCAUACACACCAAUUGUACCCGGACCAGUAUGCUGUCGACUGUAAAAAAUAUGUAGGCCGAUAUAUUGACCACGACGAUAGGGUUGGGGAGAGCCGUCUGUCCGCCGCAUUUGACCUAACUUGUCGAGCGUGGAAGUCUCGCUUCGGUAUCCCUUACGCAUACUGCGGUUGUCCACUUCCAGGGGAUACUAUCGGCUCCCGCGUAUCCCAGCUGCGCCACCGACUGCUGCCCUCUCACUCCCGCUCGGACCUCGUCCCCCCGGUGGACAACGAAACUAUCUGUGCGGGCACACACCCAAGCGACCACAACGCGGUGUACGUGCUCGGAGAGCCUGACUGGUACCGCAGAGCACGGAAGCGGAAGGCCAUGCAGCGGCGUGAGCGCGACAAGGCGGAGGUGCAGAAGGGGAAGAUGGACCGCAGGCUGUGGGAUCGCGGUAUGGGACACGCUCUGCCUUUCUUGGUGCCAGUACCACUGUUCCCUCUGGGUACCUGUGUUGCACCGUGCGGCAGCGUUCUGAGAGGUGGGCCGGCAGGAUGUGCAACGGGUAUGGCUGCCUGCGCCAUUGUAAUGGAGGCUUUGGAUGCGGGGGAGGAGCUUGUGGAGGUGGCGGGGGUUGCGGAGGUGGAGGUGGUGGCGGAUGCGGGGGUGGAGGAGGUGGUGGGGGUUGUUAAGUCACUCUAUCCUUGCUUUUCGUCUGUCGGCGGCGGAUGGGGCGGUGCAAGAAAGGUGACAGGUUGA
This is a messenger RNA of Gloeophyllum trabeum ATCC 11539, 2052 nucleotides long. RefSeq lists its product as uncharacterized. The record is from RefSeq and is a predicted model, not a curated record. The transcript has 13 exons. Bases 1 to 2052 code for a protein of 683 amino acids. NCBI's taxonomy places the organism in Eukaryota, Fungi, Basidiomycota, Agaricomycetes, Gloeophyllales, Gloeophyllaceae.